Pelobates fuscus (common spadefoot toad) is the source of this 2753-nucleotide messenger RNA. RefSeq names its product von Willebrand factor A domain-containing protein 5A-like. The coding region runs from base 375 to 2654 and encodes 759 amino acids. NCBI's taxonomy places the organism in Eukaryota, Metazoa, Chordata, Amphibia, Anura, Pelobatidae. The transcript has 20 exons. The record is from RefSeq and is a predicted model, not a curated record.
CACUCCCUCACUGCUGGUCUAUUCUACAAAGAACUGAAAGUCAUCCAGUGAUCUGCCUGAUCUCAGAGCAGCUAGAGGCUCCAGCAGUUGGAGGGUAAUUAGCAAGAGCCACAUCCUUGCUCCUAUUACAAGCAGUCACACCCUCUGGCUCUCAGAGAUACACUGCAUUGAGAGACACUCCCUCACUGCUGGUCUAUUCUAUAAAGAACUGAAAGUCAUCCAGUGGUCUGCCUGAUCUCAGAGCAGCUAGAGGAAGCACCUCCAGUGGCCAUCUGAGGAGUGGAAAGUGGAGGUGUCCCUGGAGGCAAUGUUAACACUGCAUUUUCUCUGAAAAGGCAAUGUUUGCAUGAAAAUUCCUGAAGGUUAUCCUAAACAUGAGUCCUUGCUGUGGCCUCAUCAUCUCGUGCUCCAGGAAGCCAGUCCCCUUAAAAAGCAUCUUGGUGGAUGUUCAGGUGAGAGGCUUUGUGGCCGAUGUAUCUGCGACUCUCAAAUAUAAGAAUUUGGAGGAGAAUGCAGUGGAAGCGGUCUUUGUGUUCCCCAUGGAUAAUGAUUCUGCUGUAUACAACUUUGAAAUGAUGGUGGAAGGGAAGAAGAUCAUAGCAGAAAUUCAAGAGAAGAAAGAGGCUCACAAAACGUAUGAUGAAGCCAUCAGCCAGGGCCAACAGGCAUUCCUACUGGAGGAAGACGAGAGCGCUGGUGAUGUCUUCAGCUGCAGCGUGGGGAACCUGCUCCCAGGCCAGGAAGCUGAUGUGACUCUGUGCUAUGUGAGAGAGCUGCCGGUGGAGGCUGACGGAGCUGUGCGCUUUGUCCUGCCGGCCGUACUGAACCCGCGAUAUACUCCAAAAGAUCAGGACCCAAGCGUCACUACUGAUAUUCCACGUGUGCCAAUUGGAAAGAUACCAUAUACACUGUCUUUGGAUGCACAUUUCACUUCCUCUUAUGGGAUCUCCAAGAUUGAGUCUAACUGUGAGAUCACACCUAUCCAAUACACCAACGAUGAUAAAACAUCUGCCAAGGUAUCUCUGGCUGAGGGAUACAAGUUUGAGCGAGACGUAGAACUUCUUACUUACUACGCUGAGGUGAACAAACCUAGUGUGACAUUAGAGGCGGGGCUUUCAGAAGCCGAAGCAGGUUCCUUGCUGGCAGAGCCAGUAGUCAUGUUGAAUUUUUACCCCACCUUUCCGGUGAUAUCGGAGCAGUCAAACUGUGGGGAGUUCAUCUUUGUAGUGGACAGGUCGGGAAGUAUGGAUUACCCAAUGAAUUCAGAGGAAAAUUCACCAAUGCGGAUCCAGAGUGCAAAGGAGACUCUGAUCCUUCUGUUGAAGAGUUUACCACUGGGUUCAUAUUUCAAUAUCUAUGGUUUUGGGUCCAGUUUUGAGUCAUUAUUUCCGGAAAGCAUGGAGUACACACAGGUGUCGAUGGAUGAAGCUGUGAAAAAGGUUUCGGAGAUGGAGGCUGACUUGGGAGGAACUGAGAUUUUACAACCUCUACAGAAAAUCUAUAAAACAGCGGGCAGACCAGGGCAGCCACGCCAGCUCUUCGUCUUCACGGAUGGAGAAGUCGGGAACACAAAGCAAGUGAUAUCAGAGGUUCAAAAGAAUGCCGCCAAUCACCGGUGCUUUACAUUUGGGAUCGGUGAAGGAGCCUCCACGGCUCUGAUAAAAGGUAUGGCCCAAGCAGGUAAUGGUACGGCAGAAUUCAUCACCGGAAAAGAGAGAAUGCAGGGGAAGGUCCUUCAGGCCCUGAAACGUUCCUUACAGCCCAUAGUGAAGGACAUCUCUCUGCAGUGGACCCUUCCUACUGGCUUGAAGGCCACUCUGCUCUCCAGAACCCCCGAUGUCAUCUUCCAGGGUCAGAGAUGCAUUGUCUAUGCCCAAAUCACAGGAAAGGUGGAGGAUGCUUCAGAUGGGAAUGUUUGUCUUGAGUACAAAUUCAACGAAGAAACUUUCAAGAACACGUUACCAUUUUCUUUGAUCUUCUCAGACGUCAAGAGAUCAACCAUCCACCGACUUGCUGCCAAGACUUUGAUCUCCAAUCUGGAGAACGGAUUAGAAUCUGAUUCAGAUGAAGUGAAGAAGAGCAUCUUGGAGACCAGCAUCCAGUCUGGUGUGAUCUCCACUCUCACAGCCUACGUGGCCGUCAAUAAAGAAACCAAGCAGCCUGUGGACUGUCCUCCUGUGCGUUCGUAUAUCCCAACUCCAUUUUUAAUGAGCGGGGGCUCCUAUCCACCAGUGAGGAUGGCGGCUCGUGAUGCUCCAGGCCCAAAAAUGAUGGCUGAUGUUUAUUUGACUCCAAGUAAAGAAGUCAUUCCCCCAUUAAAGCCAGAGACCCCACCACUCUUCAGGCUGAUCUCUCUUCAGAAUGCCGACGGUUCCUGGAAUACCAGCUCAGAACUGGCUUCAGUUUUGGGAAUCUCAGAAAAGUUCAUGGAAACUUGCCCUCAAAAGAGUAUUGAUGCCUCAGUCUGGGCGACUGUUCUCGCUGUGAUCUGGCUUCAUGUUUCGUCCUCUGAGCAGCGAGAUGAGUGGGAGCUCCUGGAGGGGAAGGCUCUGUCCUGGGUCAAAUCCAAAGCAGGUUCUUCUUUGGGCGAACUGGUGAAAGCUGGGAAUGAGUUGCUGAAGUCUUCAGUAGAGCCGAAGGUUUUUGGACUGUGAGCAUCGUUCGUAGAGAGGAGCUCCUCCUCCAGUAUAGAAAGAGGCUGGAAUUUUGCAGAAGUUCAGAAUGUUAUUAGUAAAGUUCAAAGUUCCUACCAU